UUGUUACGAAGUAAUUUCGGUACAUGGACAAUUUCAAAAUGGUUGUCAUUUAACACACCGAAGGGACAGUUGUAUCUGAAACACAUUGUAUCUGGUACAUUGUAUUUUAAAACGUUUAAAUGCAAUGUGCUAUAUCGUAUUAUUUAAAUCAUACAGGCACGAAUUAUCCAGGCUGCUUAUCCUCGAAACUGUCACCAGCUCUGUCAUCGGUCUCCAGUGUGUGGUUGCCAAGCAUGGCGGGAGGGAAUAAAAACAGAAAGUUCCCGCGAGGAUCGCAACGAUUUCGCUUCGAAUGAAGUCACGUUCAUCUUCUGAAUAAGAAAAAACGAUACGUACGCAAAUAGAAGUUUCGAAUUCAACACGUGCGGUCGAUGUAAGACAACCCGUCAGCCGCCCGAAUCGACGCUAUCGCCUCGAUCGUUCGUGCUGAUCGAAAGUAGGUAAAACAGACCCAACUGUCAAUCGCGUGCACAAAGAUGAACGUAGCGCGAAACGUUUUAAAUACCAUUAAAUCGAACGGUCACUGCAACAACGUCACGUCGUUGAACUGUCACGUGUUCGGUUGCGGUUAUGCAGGCGCGUCAAGUUCACCGAGAAUCGAUGAUCUGCCCGAUAUCUCGAAAUCGCCCGACGGUGCAUCUCGAUCGAAGAUAGAGACCAGCGAGAUAUCGAACGACAGAAAUUACGGCACGGCGGCGACAGCAACGAACGGAAGUAUAGCACAGGAAGCGCCGAAACCGCGCGGGCUUCCUGUCAUCGGGACGCUUUUCUCGUUUCUGUUUUCCGGCGGCGUGAAACAACAGCACGAAUAUGUGAACAGAAGGCACAAGGAACUGGGCCCGGUUUACAGGGAACGGAUCGGACCAAUCACGGCGGUGUUCGUCAAUUCACCCCAUGAAUUUCGUAGAAUAUUCCGGCUAGAGGGAUCGACGCCCAAACACUUUCUACCGGAAGCUUGGACCCUUUACAACGAAAUACGGAAGUGUCGACGCGGUUUAUUUUUCAUGAACGGAGAGGAAUGGAUUCAUUUUCGUAAAAUAUUAAAUAAAGUGAUGUUGGUACCGGAUGCGAUGAAUUUAAUAGCCGAGCCGUGUCACGAGGUUGCUAAGGGUCUUCGAUUGAAAUGGCAGAAACAAAUCAAGACCGACGUCAUUAUAUCGAACUUACAGGUUCAACUUUAUCAAUGGUCUAUCGAGGCAAUGAUGGCCGCUUUGAUGGGUCCUUCCUGGUGUUUGUAUAAGCAACAAUUAUCACGGGACUUUGAAAGAUUAGCGAAAAUAUUACACAAAAUAUUCGAAUAUUCGGCUAAAUUAUCCAUAAUGCCAGCUAAAAUAGCGAUGAAUUUACGAUUACCAGUUUGGACGAAAUUCAUUACGUGUACCGAUACAGCUUUCGAAAUCGUUCGUGUUCUGGUACCGGAAAUGAUUCGAUUAGGCGGCGAUGGUUUGUUGAAGAAGAUGAUCGACGAAGGAAUUCAGGAGGAGAACGCAAUUUGCAUCGUCACUGAUUUUAUCUUAGCAGCUGGCGAUACGACGGCGACCACUUUGCAAUGGAUAUUGUUGCUGAUAUGUAAUCACCCCGAGAGACAAGAAGAAUUGUUUCGACAUCUGAAGAAGGUUCCACAGUAUGAAUUGCCGCGCGAUCCCCUGUUGAAAAGCAUAAUCAAAGAAUCGCUGAGACUAUAUCCUAUUGCUCCAUUUAUCUCACGAUAUUUGCCGGAAGACAGCGUGAUCGGUAAUUACUUUGUGCAAAAAGGGGAGUUGCUCGUGCUAUCAAUUUAUUCGAGCGGUCGUGACACAGCAAAUUUUUCACGACCAAAUGAGUUCCUACCGGAAAGGUGGUUCAGAACGGAAAAAGGCACUUACCAAGGUGUAUUGAACCCACACGCGAGCCUGCCGUUUGCUUUCGGAGCAAGAAGUUGCAUAGGACGAAAACUCGCAGAAAUACAGAUAUCGCUCGCCUUGACAGAGCUGGUCAAAUCGUUCAAGAUAGAAUGUGUAAAUAAAGAUCGGGUGAAACUAAUUUUGCACAUGAUUUCCGUCCCGUCGGAGUCGUUGAAGUUGAAAUUAACUCGAAGAGAAUAAACGGGA
Messenger RNA from Colletes gigas, 2090 nucleotides. It is a transcript of the gene sad, whose product is annotated as cytochrome P450 315a1, mitochondrial. Gene Ontology annotation, cellular component: mitochondrial inner membrane. Gene Ontology annotation, biological process: cholesterol metabolic process; cellular response to peptide hormone stimulus; C21-steroid hormone biosynthetic process. Bases 477 to 2084 code for a protein of 535 amino acids. The record is from RefSeq and is a predicted model, not a curated record. The transcript is spliced from 6 exons. Gene Ontology annotation, molecular function: oxidoreductase activity, acting on paired donors, with incorporation or reduction of molecular oxygen; heme binding; iron ion binding. Lineage: Eukaryota; Metazoa; Arthropoda; Insecta; Hymenoptera; Colletidae.